ACCGUUAAAAAAAAAAAAAAAAAAAAAAAAAAGAGGAAACUUCUAUACCUCUCUGGAUAUGUACAAAAACCAGAAUCCUCUCCCAACAUCAUAAUCCUCUCCAAACCCUCUUUCCACAUUUCUCAAAUCUUCCCUUCUUUCACCACUCUAAACUCAAUCAAUAAUCCUGCAUCAUGAGCAAUCAACCUGAAUCAUCCGACUCUAAGGGCGGGAAGAAGGACUUCAGUACCGCGAUUCUUGAGCGAAAAAAGGCGCCAAAUAGACUCGUUGUUGAUGAAGCUAUCAACGAUGAUAACUCUGUUGUUUCCAUGCAUCCUGAAACCAUGGAAAAGCUUCAACUUUUCAGAGGCGAUACAAUCUUGAUUAAGGGCAAGAAAAGGAGAGAUACAAUUUGUAUUGCACUUGCUGAUGACACCUGUGAAGAACCAAAGAUUAGGAUGAAUAAGGUUGUCAGGUCAAAUUUGAGGGUUAGGCUUGGCGAUGUGGUUUCGGUGCAUCAGUGUGCUGAUGUUAAGUAUGGGAAGCGCGUCCACAUCCUUCCGAUCGAUGAUACCAUCGAAGGAGUUACUGGGAGUCUGUUUGAUGCUUACUUGAAACCGUACUUUUUGGAAGCGUACCGCCCGGUGAGAAAGGGUGACUACUUUUUGGUAAGGGGAGGAAUGAGAAGCGUCGAGUUUAAAGUUAUCGAGACUGAUCCUGCUGAGUACUGUGUGGUUGCACCUGAUACCGAGAUAUUCUGUGAGGGUGAGCCUGUGAGAAGGGAAGAUGAGGACCGGUUAGACGAGAUCGGUUAUGAUGACGUUGGUGGUGUGCGGAAACAGAUGGCGCAAAUCCGUGAGUUAGUGGAACUCCCAUUAAGGCAUCCGCAGCUUUUCAAGUCUAUUGGUGUUAAACCACCAAAGGGUAUUCUUCUUUACGGGCCUCCUGGGUCUGGAAAGACGUUGAUUGCCCGUGCUGUUGCUAAUGAAACCGGUGCUUUCUUUUUCUGCAUUAACGGGCCAGAGAUCAUGUCGAAAAUGGCUGGAGAGAGUGAGAGCAAUUUAAGGAAAGCGUUUGAAGAAGCCGAGAAAAACGCACCAUCGAUCAUCUUUAUCGAUGAGCUUGAUUCAAUUGCACCAAAACGGGAAAAAACACACGGUGAAGUUGAACGAAGGAUCGUUUCCCAGUUGUUGACUUUAAUGGACGGGCUGAAGUCCCGGGCACAUGUAAUUGUUAUGGGUGCAACCAACCGCCCUAACAGUAUCGAUCCUGCAUUGAGACGGUUUGGUAGAUUCGAUCGUGAAAUUGACAUUGGUGUGCCCGAUGAAGUUGGCCGUCUUGAGGUUCUUAGAAUUCAUACUAAGAACAUGAAGCUAGCCGAUGAUGUGGACUUGGAGAAGGUUGCAAAGGAUACACAUGGGUAUGUAGGUGCUGACCUGGCAGCUCUAUGCACUGAGGCUGCACUGCAGUGCAUCAGAGAGAAAAUGGACGUGAUCGAUUUGGAAGACGAGUCCAUCGAUGCGGAGAUUCUAAACUCCAUGGCAGUUACGAAUGAGCAUUUUCAGACCGCCCUCGGGACCAGCAAUCCUUCCGCUCUUCGUGAGACCGUUGUCGAAGUUCCGAACGUUAGCUGGGAAGACAUCGGUGGACUGGAGAAUGUUAAACGAGAGCUACAAGAGACUGUUCAAUAUCCUGUUGAACAUCCCGAGAAAUUUGAGAAGUUCGGUAUGGCUCCGUCUAAAGGAGUCCUGUUCUACGGUCCACCCGGUUGCGGUAAAACUCUUCUAGCCAAAGCUAUUGCAAACGAAUGUCAGGCUAACUUCAUCAGCAUCAAGGGUCCCGAGCUGCUUACAAUGUGGUUCGGUGAGAGUGAGGCCAACGUUCGUGAAAUUUUCGACAAGGCUCGCGGCUCUGCUCCUUGUGUCCUCUUUUUCGAUGAACUUGAUUCCAUCGCAACCCAGAGAGGGGGUAGUCAAGGAGAUGCUGGCGGUGCAGCCGACAGAGUUCUGAACCAACUUCUGACUGAAAUGGAUGGAAUGUCUGCCAAGAAAACGGUUUUCAUCAUCGGGGCAACCAACAGGCCCGAUAUCAUCGAUCCAGCUCUGUUAAGGCCCGGCCGUCUUGAUCAACUGAUCUACAUUCCUUUACCGGAUGAGGAGUCACGUUAUCAGAUCUUUAAAUCCGCGUUAAGGAAGUCACCGAUUUCUAAAGAUGUUGAUCUCCGAGCUCUUGCCAGGUACACACAAGGUUUCAGUGGUGCUGACAUCACCGAAAUCUGCCAGCGCGCAUGCAAAUAUGCCAUUCGUGAGAACAUCGAGAAAGAUAUUGAGAGGGAAAAGAGAAGAAGCGAGAACCCUGAAGCUAUGGAGGAAGACAUGGACGAUGAGGUGGCGGAGAUUAAAGCUGCUCAUUUUGAAGAAUCAAUGAAGUUUGCGAGAAGAAGUGUCAGUGAUGCGGACAUAAGGAAAUACCAGGCGUUUGCUCAAACACUGCAGCAGUCGAGAGGGAUUGGUUCUGAGUUCAGAUUCUCGGAGACUAGUGGGCGUGCUGCCGCUAGUGACCCGUUUGCCGCCCCGGCUGGUACGGUUGAUGAUGAUGACCUUUAUAAUUAGGUUUUGCUUGCUGGAUAAAUGUUAGUUGUCUUUUUGUGUUACUAAGAUGUUUGUAGUUUGUAUGCGUACAUGGUAACUUUGUUUAUGAUGGUUGUGUUAUGAGUUUGUGAAUAAGUAAUUAGUAAUAUAUCCUAAAAAUCUAGUCUUUGUGCGUUAUCAGGUCAGGCAGAGCUAACCUUUUGUUUUAAGAGUAAAAUGUUUAGUGAAUCUAUAAGCAUGUGUGUUAUAGGUUGGAUUAAAA
This is a messenger RNA of Helianthus annuus (common sunflower), 2832 nucleotides long. Its product is annotated as cell division cycle protein 48 homolog. The coding region runs from base 174 to 2591 and encodes 805 amino acids. The transcript is spliced from 7 exons. Gene Ontology annotation, molecular function: polyubiquitin modification-dependent protein binding; ATP binding; ATP hydrolysis activity. Gene Ontology annotation, biological process: mitotic spindle disassembly; autophagosome maturation; retrograde protein transport, ER to cytosol. Gene Ontology annotation, cellular component: cytosol; VCP-NPL4-UFD1 AAA ATPase complex; nucleus. The record is from RefSeq and is a predicted model, not a curated record. Lineage: Eukaryota; Viridiplantae; Streptophyta; Magnoliopsida; Asterales; Asteraceae.